GGUCAAACAGUGUAAUCGCAGCAGUAUUGGGACAAACAGCUCACGGUUUGACAGGUCACCGCUGCUCUCGUGUUUACCUCCGCGCACCUUGUCUCUGCUGCAGUUUGGGCCUAAAUUAAGACAUUUUCAAGCUUUUUAAACGCCAUGAAAAGGCCAAGUUGGCUCUUAACUUGUUUGUAAAUAAUAAAAAUGCCAUAUGCACGUUAUCCGGGGCUAGAAGAUGGCGGAGUCGGAUGGUGGUGGGGAUUUUGCGACGAUACUUUCCCAGAACAGUAUGGCUAACAAGAAUCGCACGCUGCGCUGUACCUUCUCAGCCCCCAGCCACAGCACCUGUCUGCUCCAGGGCCUGUCUCUGCUCAGGGCAAGGGGACAACUACUCGACGUGGAGCUGUCCAUAAAUGACGAGCGCUUCCAUGUUCACAAAGCUGUUCUGGCCUCCUGCAGCGACUACUUCAGGGCGAUGUUUACUGGAGGCAUGAGGGAGUCAAACCAGGACACCAUAGAACUGAAAGGCUUAUCGGCACGAGGCCUGAAACAUAUCAUAGACUUUGCCUAUAGCUCGGAGGUGACGCUAGACCUCGACUGUAUUCAAGACGUGCUAGGGGCUGCGGUGUUUCUGCAGAUGGUUCCCGUGGUUGAACUUUGCGAAGAAUUCCUGAAGUCUGCGAUGAGCGUGGAAACAUGUUUACACAUCGGUCAAAUGGCCACAACAUUUAGCCUGUCUUCCCUUAAAGAAUCCGUGGAUACUUUUACUUUCCGUCACUUCCUACAGAUUUCCGAGCAGGAGGACUUUUUACACAUUCCGAUGGAGCGUUUGGUCUUCUUUCUUCAGAGCAACAAACUAAAGAACUGUAGUGAGAUUGACUUGUUUCAUGCGGCGAUUCGUUGGCUCCAGUUUGAUGAUUCCCGGCGUGUUCAGGCCAGUGAUGUCCUGUGUCACGUGCGGUUUCCUCUGAUGCGUUCGUCUGAGCUGGUGGACAGUGUGCAGAAGGUGGACAUCAUGGUGGAGGACGUGCAGUGUCGUCACUUUCUCCUCGAAGCCUUUAAUUACCAAAUCCUUCCUUUCAGACAGCACGAAAUGCAGUCCCCUCGCACCCUCAUCCGUUCCGACGUCGUGUCUUUAAUCACAUUUGGAGGGACACCGUACACUGACCACGACCGUACGGUGAGCUCCAGAGUCUACCACCUCCCCGACAUCUCCGCGCGGCAGUUUAAGGAGCUGACGGAGAUGGAGAGUGGGUGUAGCCAUGCCUGUGUGGCGGUGCUGGAUAACUUUGUGUAUGUGGUGGGAGGGCAGCAUCUGCAGUACCGCAGUGGAGAGGGAGCUGUGGAGAGCUGCUUUAGAUAUGACCCCCAUUUGAACCAGUGGCUGCGUAUUCAGUCCAUGCAGGAGGCACGCAUCCAGUUUCAGCUUAAUGUGCUGCAUGGGAAGCUGUAUGCCACCGGGGGACGUAAUCGCUCUGGAAGCCUGUCCACUGUGGAGUGCUACUGCCCAAAGAAGAAUGAAUGGACAUAUGUGGAUCCUCUGAAGAGGAGGAUCUGGGGGCAUGCUGGGACCACGUGUGCUGAUAAACUCUAUGUCUCUGGUGGUUAUGGCGUGUCUCUAGAAGAUAAGAAAGCCCUGCACUGCUACGACCCGGUGACUGACCAGUGGGAGUUUAAGGCCCCCAUGACGGAGCCACGUGUGCUGCACGCGAUGAUCAGCUCCAGAGAGCGCGUGUACGCUCUGGGUGGGCGUAUGGACCAUGUGGACCGCUGCUUUGACGUGCUGGCGGUGGAGUAUUACACUCCCGACAAUGACCAAUGGACCACCCUCACCCCCAUGAGGGUGGGCCAGUCUGAGGCGGGCUGCUGCCUCCUGGACCAGAAGAUCUACAUCAUCGGAGGAUACAACUGGCACCUGAACAACGUCACAAGCAUCGUACAGGUCUUCAACACAGACACAGAGGAGUGGGAGAGGGACCUGCACUUCCCAGAAUCCUUUGCAGGCAUUGCUUGUACACCAAUUAUACUUCCACAAACCACACAGCGCUAAGCUAGCUGUCAGACCGCUCCACUGUGAACAUGUGCUCUUUCAAUGCUGUGGCUUCCAAUGUGUUUCAUCUGAAACAUGACUACAUACUGUAGUGUGUCACUGUUCAGGGUUCUAGAAAAUACGAUAGAGCUAUUUCACUGAUAACAACUGUGUGAACAAGAUGUUUAUGUUGAACCGUGUAAAUUAAAAAUGAUCUGAUAUUGUUAAGCUCAAAUAAUGGCAAGAAAUCACACUCUGACAAAGAUGUGGCAGCUACUCUGAGCCUACUGCAUCAUCUCUCCAACCACACGCUUCAGAAGUGACUUUCCUAUGUUGCACAAGCACAAUGUUCGUUGAGUACAACAGGAGUUGAACCAUCAAACCUCCAGUUACAGGGUGACAGCUGUACCAACUGAUUCACUGUUGUUCCAAUGACAGUACAUACAUUUUACCACAUUAUAUUGGUAUUAUUGUACAGCCUGUUUCAUGUAGUGUCUGUUUUUGGACACAACAUGGUAGAAUAUCAAAUUACAACUACUCAAAAAACGCAUUAACCAUAACUCUGGAGAGAUUACUGCAUUACUUCUACAUUACAGGGAAACAUUUUGGUCACAAAGAACAACUCACUAAACACACAAAAUGUACUUAUUUAUGAAAACGUCUUAAAGUAAUGUUAAUGUGUUUGGCUUCAGUAUUCAUAAUCCAGUCAACUUGAACAGCUGUUUUUGUUUUUAUUUUUUAUGCAAUCGUACUUUUACAGGGAUCACUACAGCUUUAAUGUUGAUUUUGCUUCGUAAUAUGUAUCAAUUAUUUAGACCUUUGAUUGUUGGGUAUUUUUGUACUAUUAUAUACCACACUUUGAACACUUUAAGACUUGGUAGUAUUUGAUUAAAGGUCUUAUCACGACUACAUACAAGCGCACAGUAAAUUGCACAAAUAACAUACUUCCAUUUAAACCCACUGCCCUGUGUUUUAAAGUGCGUAUGACAGGUUAGGCUGCUCAUUUCAUGCUUUUUUUUUUUGUAAUUCUGGCAAAGUUUAUUAUUUUACUUGUAAUUUUACUUGUUAUAAUUGUAAUUCCAUAACUUACCUAGAAACUAUACUGUUAACAAGGGCCAAAACAUGUCUAAAUUACACAAUAACUAUGAUUAAACUAAUACAAAUAAAUGACAACACCUUUAUUUCAUUAAAUCAGUGUUUGAUCUAAAUUUUCCACACUGAUGACAUAGGUAGAGGUAUUCUGUUUUAGGAUUUUUGCACGUUUCUUCUCAACUUUCUUCCACAAACCACUGCUACUUAACUGAUAUAAAACUGUUAAAUAUUUACCACAGCUACUAUCCCACCAAACGGAGUCAGAAUUAGAAAAAACAAAAACAUGAAAACCUGUCAUACGCACUUUAAAUUGUCUUCUGUGGUUAUCUCAUGGCAGCUGCAUCAGUCUUGUCCUGUGCGUGUGUGGGAUGGGCGAUAUAUCGGUUACAAUAUCAGUCUGAUAUUGGAUGGUUUUCCACAUUUUGCCGAUAUAUAUAUGUUUUUUUCUAAGCGGAUUUGUCAUUUUGAACAGACCAAAUGAGUGAAAAUGGAAGGGAACUUGGAGACUGCAGGUUUACACAAUCAUGCAACACAAGUUAAUUUUUGAUUGUUAUUAUAACUUAACAUAAACUUGUGGGUCAUACGAGGGAUUUAAAAAAUAUAUUGGUUAAUGGGCACAAAUAUUGGUUAUCAGUAUCGGCAAAAAACUAAAACAAAAAAAACACAUCGAACCGUCCCCACUUGUGUGUAUCUAAAAUGUGUGUUGUUGGUCUUGAUGUUGAACAAUGUCAUUUUCCCCACAAGAAUGUUACACAAAUUGGUAUUUUAAAGAUGCACUUUGUAACUUCCGUCUGCUUGUCUCCAUGGAGAUGUUAUUGCUUUGCCUGGAAUGUUCCACAGUAUGGCAUUAAACAUAUCUAGCUUCCAUUAUUCUCAGUUACAGCAGUUUUUAUUCCAAAACAAACAAUACUUGAUAUGAUUGCCUCUGGGCAUUUAAAGUUCACUGUGGGACAUUCAAAGCAAUAACACCUCCAUGGAGACAAGCAGAUGGCAGCAUCUCCACCAGAAAAGUUACAUAGUGCAUCUUUAAGGCACAGCUACGUGCUAACUGUAUUGUUGCACUUUAAAAUGCAGCACAGAUCUGUGCUUGUCGCUAAUGGUAUUAUCUGUGUGUGUCAUAUGUGUGUCAUGUGUGUAAUAUGUGUGUAAUGUGUUGACGGUCCAAUAUGGCCGCUGUUGUUCUCUGUUAAAUGUGUUGAAUGUGGGCUCAGUCUGCGUUCCUGUUUGCCUUAGUGUCUGUACUGUCUAACCUGUAGCAGAAAAGCACAUUAUGAUUGAAGUUAAGUGCAAUAUUAAAACAAACGUCAACGAGGAAUGUAGACCACUGUAUAACUCUAUGUGCAUCCUUUAUUAAAGAUGUGUUUAAAACGGU
Periophthalmus magnuspinnatus is the source of this 4478-nucleotide messenger RNA. RefSeq names its product kelch-like family member 26 (gene klhl26). Gene Ontology annotation, molecular function: protein binding. The coding region runs from base 221 to 2035 and encodes 604 amino acids. Lineage: Eukaryota; Metazoa; Chordata; Actinopteri; Gobiiformes; Gobiidae. The record is from RefSeq and is a predicted model, not a curated record. The transcript has 3 exons.